Molecule: messenger RNA, 4086 nt
Organism: Bombus pyrosoma
Lineage: Eukaryota; Metazoa; Arthropoda; Insecta; Hymenoptera; Apidae
Product: cilia- and flagella-associated protein 65-like
Exons: 19
Coding region: 56-4027 (1323 amino acids)
Source: RefSeq, a predicted model, not a curated record
CAAAUUUUUGAGGAUUCUUCACGGUAGAUAACGAUUAUUGUAAAAUAAGAAUAAAAUGAAAAUAAUUAAACUUGAUUAUGGAGACGUGGAAAUUGGUAAAACGGCAAUAAAAACGAUAGAGAUAUGGAAUGAAUCUUACAAGGAACAAGUAUAUCAAGUCCAAAGAGAUCCGAUUACGAAUCCUUUGGAUCAUGUAUUUCAUUUACGUUCUUAUACUUGGACUCUAGCCUCCGAUGAAAAAUAUAUAUGCGAGAUACGUUAUCAGCCACUUGUUGCAUUUUCUAAAAAUGUUGAUUAUUUCGUAAUUAUAGAUACUAGUAUGGAAUGUACGAAAAUUAUUACUUAUGGAUGUAGUAUCGGUCCUGAAGUAACUUGUUCAACAACGAAGAUUUUUAUGAAUUGCACAAUACAGAAACCAGAAGUUAAAAGGCGAAUUAGAUUAACAAAUAAUUCUAAAGUUGCUGCGACCUUUAUGUUUAAUAUAGAUGAAAAAUGUAAGCCUUUCCAGAUAGACGCAAAAUACGGCAUUAUUAGUCCUUGUUCUCGUAAAUAUAUUACAAUUACGUUUACAUCGACAAGGGAGGGAAGAUACACUUAUUACUUGGUUGCUCUGAUUUUAUAUCAAGAACCAAUUAUUAUAGAAUUAUAUGGCUGGUGUAGUGCAUUAUCUUUUAAGACAGAUUCUGAUGCUAUUACCUAUCCUUUGAAAAGUAAAGAUGGUUUCAAAGGAUAUAUGAGAGAUGGUACUGAUACAUUAGGAGAUAUUCCUCCAAUAUCCUUAUCAAAGCAUUAUUUCAAUCUUGGACAAACUGAUGUGGAUGUAGAAAAUCUUAUUCAGACAAUACCUCAUUCAAUAUGUCUCACAAAUCAUAAUCAUUCCAAUUUAUUAAUUACCUGGGAGAAAGAUACAGAUGAAAUUUUUAAUAUAACACCUUCUGAGAUGCUAGUUUGUGCACAUCAGUCUGCUUUAUUUGAACUUACAUUUAAUCCUAAUACAAAAAGUAAUCUUUAUGGAAGAAAGAUCAUUUGUUCUGUUCUUCUGGAACAUAAAAAGCACUCUACUUUCCCAUUUGUUACAUCUGUGACAGUGAUAGGUCACUCCUUUCCUGUCAUAUCGAAUGGAUGGAUUCCACAGUAUGAAAUACCUCAAACUGUAAUAAUGCCACCAUGUAUGCCAUCAUAUCCAGUUUAUACCACUUUCCUGAUUAAAAGAUUUGGACAUUUACCUCUCAUGUUUCAAUUUGUUUCACCAUCAGCAAGUCAUUUUCUUGUAAAACCAAUGCUUGGUGUGAUUUAUCAAGAUUAUGAAAUAAUUGUAGUUGAAAUGACACCUAAACCCCAAGAUGAACAGAUUUAUAUAGAAAGAUGGACAGUAUACUUUAAUGGGAAUACGAAAAAUGAAUAUUACAUAGAUUUCAAAGGAUAUGCAGAGAAUGCAAAUAUUGUUUUUGGCAAUAAUAAUGUUUUAAGUUUUCCACCAGUUAUGCUAGGUUGUCAGCAGUUUCUACAACUUGCAAUGCGAAAUGUAACGCGUCAUACAAUAAAGUAUCAAUUUUACCAGUUGCCAUCUGAACUUAAUAUACAGUACAUAAGCGGAGAAAUCGAUGCAAAUGAUACUUUGCAUCAAGAAUGUUCCUUUUCUCCGAAUGAACCAAAUAUAGACUAUGAUUUUGAGGUACAAUGUAUUUUAAAUAUUGUAAAAAAAGGUGUACCUAUUGGGUCAAAAUAUUGUGUAAUCCUAUGUGUUCGUGGAAGUAGCGAAAUUGGGUCAUUAAGGGCAACUCCGAACGAAUUAUAUUUCAAAGAAUUAGAAUAUAACGAUACCAAGACCUUACAUUUUGAUCUUAUUAAUUCUAGUUUAGUAGAUAUUUAUUAUAAAUUAAUUUGUACACAUCGUAAUUGGCCACUUGGAAAUAUUGAGGAAGAUGUUAAAUUACAUCCAGCAUCAGAAACGAUUUUCUCAGGAUCGCAUAAAAAAAUUACAGUUUCUAUCACACCACACACAGCAGUAUAUUAUGAAUUUACAAUUCGAUAUUUGAUAAGAGUUAAUUUUCGAUCAGAUGCUUUAAUAGCUAGACAAAAACCAAUAUGGAUUUGCAAUGUAUACUGCAUGUGUAUUUUGCCUACAUUAAAAGUGCAGAAUAUAUGUGCUUUUGGAUAUAAUCAGCGUUGUACAAUUCAUAUAAGCAAACAAUUUUUAUGGAAGAGACUGCAUGUAAAUAGAUUAAACAAAAUCUUGGAAAACAUAUUACCAAAAGAAAGAAAAUCCAUAAAUAUUGAUCUUUUUCCAAUGUUCCAAUGCAAUAAAGGAGUAAUAUUGAUAGAAUGGAUUAUGAUCAAUCCUUCAUCAUUUCCUAUUACACUGGCUUUAAAAAGAAUAAAAAACUGUUCUUGUAAACCUGUUAUAAAGACAUUUGGUUAUUUGCUUCAGCAUACAGAAACUAACUGCAUACAUACAAAUCUUUGUACAGUAAACAUACGAUCUAAAACAUUACGUCCAAAGGAAGAAACUGUGAUUGGUAUGAAGAUACAUUAUACGUUAAUCGGGAAAACAGCAAUAUGUUGGGAAUUAGAUAUUGGACAUGAUCGUUAUGUUAUGUUUAACGUAGUCAUUAAUUGUUUAGCCGAGUCUCGGUCACAAGAUAAUUUCUUAAGCACUGCAUCCGUAAAUUUCGGACGAACUUAUUUUGGAAACAAAGGGAUAAUGUAUAGGGUAAAUUGGAUACACAAUAUUACAAAUAAUGAUUUACCGUAUUCGAUAGAUAUUAAUAACAUCUGCAGAGUGAAUAAAGAUUAUCAUUAUGAAGUAUUUUCAUGUUUAACACAAUGUGGUGUUAUAAAGACUGGAACAGCUAUACCUCUUCUUUUGAAGUUCCAACCAAGAAUGUUUGGUACAUAUAAGGUAAUAGUUCCAAUAACUAUGGGUGACAAAACAGAAGAAUUGACAAUGGAAGGAGAGUCAACUUUUGAUUUUAGAUUAGCCAGUUAUGCGAGAGCUAUACCAUCUUAUUGUGCUUGUAAAACUUCACUAUUUCCUGCAUAUUUCAGUAUUGAUUGCAUCGAUGUGUGGUUUCUACCUAUGCAUAAUGUUAUUGUCAAAAUGCUUUUAGUUUAUAACAACUUAGAUUUCGAUGCACUCGCUUAUGAGUGGAUAUGUCAAGACAUACCAGAGAUACUGUACAUCGACGUAUUUCCUCGAAAGGGUAUACUACAUCCAAAGGCAGUGCAGAGUUUUAGAAUAAAAAUCUACACCAAAGGAUAUCCUUGUCGAAUCGAUGUUCAUAUACCUUGUAUAUUUUUCAACGCUAGUAAAAGGCGGAUAUAUCAAAGAAGCAUUAUCAAACAUGCUAUUCUAAGUCAAGAAUUAGCAGGACAAUUUACCAUUACAGAAAAAGGCAUUUAUGUCCCAAAACCGUGGAUAAAAAUACUCGAUAAACCUGAUGUAUACUACAAAACAUUGAGUUUACGUUGUAGUGUAUGUACCAUAGAAGAUGAAUCUACAAAAGUCAGUUUAUUAAAUGAAUUAAAAGCUUCUCCAGCAAAUGUAAUUUAUUUUGAUGAUAGUAAAAAAUGCAAUGUUAUAGACGAGAAAGAGCUUUGUAUAGUGAAAUUUAUUUUAGAAGGCUUAUUAUGGGAUAUUGUCAAUAGUAAAAGAUUUAAAAAAAUAGUUGAAGACAGUCUGAUUCCUAACAGAAAUUUGUAUUAUACCCAAUUUAUGAUGGAUAUUUCGGAGCGAAAGAGAUUAAUACGGAGAUCAUAUAUAUCACCGCCAUUAACGUUUAUUGAUUCAUUACUAGAGCAAAUGUUAUUUUCUAUAAUACACGAUGAAUUUUCCUUGAAAACUGCGCAUUUGAUUCCCAAUGAAGAUAUACGGCAUCGCAACUAUCUUAAAAUGUUACCCAAACAAAAAAGAACUGAUUUGGAAAAUGAGUUGGAAGAAGAUAGACAUGAUGGAUCUAAUGAUGAGGAUAAUAACAACGUGGACUCCCAAUAUUUGAGGACUGGAUUUAGAGUAUCUUUUGUAUAAUGAUUACAAAAAAAUAUCUCCAUUUAUAUACAAGUACAUAAAGUAUUUGGCAUCAACUA